GCCCGGCUGGAGGAGGAUGAGCAGCAGCCCCUGGGGAGCGAGGACACCCCCAAAACCUGCUGGUGUUGAAGGCUGGGACCCCCCAACCCCUGCCCCCAGGCUGUGUCGGGGGUCAUGGGGGAAAAGGUGGAUUUUGGUGUUUUCCGGGGCCGCGUGGUCCUGAUCGAGAACGUGGCUUCGCUCUGAGGCACCACGGUGCGGGAUUACACCCAGCUCAACCAGCUCCAAGCCCGCUACCCCCGGCGGCUGGUCGUGCUGGGCUUUCCCUGUAACCAGUUUGGAUACCAGGAGAACGGCACCAACGAGGAAAUCCUCAACACCCUGAAGUACGUGCGGCCCGGGGGUGGCUUCGAGCCCAACUUCACCCUAUUCCAGAAGUGCCAGGUGAACGGGAGCGACACCCAUCCCGUGUUCGCCUACCUCAAGGCUCACCUGCCCGCGCCGGCCGACGAGGCCAUGCACCUGAUGGGUGAGCCCCGCUUUGUCACCUGGAGCCCCGUGCGGCGCUCCGAUAUCUCCUGGAAUUUUGAGAAGUUCCUGGUGGGGCCCGAGGGGGAGCCGUUCCGGCGCUACAGCCCCCGUGUGCCCACGGCCCAGCUGGAGCCCGACAUCCAACGCCUCCUCAAGCUGGCCAAGUAAUCCUAGCUCCAGCGUGAUCCCGGCUCCGGUGCGAUCCUGGCUCCGGUGUCACCCUGGGAUGGCCCCAGCUCUCUGCAGAGUGACAGCCCCCUCUGAAACCUCCACGGGGAGGGGGCUUGAUUGGGCAGAGGGUUGGAGCCACCGGGGUGGCGUGGGCUGGUGGCAAUAAAUGAGCCGGAGGGAGCGUGCCUGGAUCCACGUGGU
Molecule: messenger RNA, 843 nt
Organism: Prinia subflava (tawny-flanked prinia)
Lineage: Eukaryota; Metazoa; Chordata; Aves; Passeriformes; Cisticolidae
Gene: GPX2
Product: glutathione peroxidase 2
Exons: 3
Biological process (GO): response to oxidative stress
Molecular function (GO): glutathione peroxidase activity
Source: RefSeq, a predicted model, not a curated record